CAAAACACCUCACUCGACCGCCGCUCGCUUUUCCUUCUCACAGGGCUCUCAAAAAACUAAUCGCCAUCUCUGAUUCAAAAUUAAGCAAAAUCCCCACCGGAAGUUAAUAACUUUUAUUCAAUUCGGAAACACUGAUUGCUCCAAUUUCCCCCCUUUUUCCAUUAAUUUGUUCUGUUCAUUGAAUCGACGUAGCCAUGCCGCCAAAGGCAUCGAAGGCCGACUUGGCGAAGAAGCAGAAGGUUGUGGAGGACAAAACCUUCGGGCUCAAGAACAAGAACAAGAGCAAGAACGUCCAGAAGUACGUCCAGAAUCUCAAGCAGGCAGUCCAGCCCAAAGUAGACCCAGCCAAAGCCAAGAAAAAGAAAGAGGAAGAGAAAGCAAAAGAGAAGGAGCUCAAUGAUUUGUUUAAGGUUGCUGUUAGUCAGCCGAAAGUGCCAGCUGGUGUUGAUCCCAAGUCUAUAUUAUGCGAGUUUUUCAAGUUUGGGCAAUGUACCAAGGGAUUCAAGUGCAAGUUUUCGCAUGACUUGAAUGUCCAGAGGAAGGGUGAAAAGAUUGAUAUUUACAGUGAUAAGCGUGAUGAUGAAGACACUAUGGAGGAUUGGGAUCAAGCGACAUUGGAAAAGGUUGUGGAGUCAAAGAAGAAUGAGUAUAACCAGAAUAAGCCCACUGAAAUUGUUUGCAAACACUUCUUAGAUGCAGUGGAAAAGAAACAGUAUGGUUGGUUUUGGUCUUGUCCAAAUGGUGGAAAAGAGUGCCACUAUAGACAUGCUCUUCCUCCUGGUUAUGUUUUGAAAUCUCAGAUGAAGGCACUUCUUGAUGAGGAGGCUGAAAAAGUUGCCAUUGAGGAUGAAAUUGAAAAUCAGCGUGCAAAAGUAACAACCAUUACUCCAAUGACCACUGAGUUGUUCAUGCAAUGGAGGAAUAAAAAGACAGAAGAGAAAGAGGCUGGCUUGGCUGCACAACGAGCUGAGAGGGCUAAGAAUGACCGCAUGAGUGGUCGUGAGUUGUUUCUUUCAGAUGCUAGUGUGUUUGUGGAUGAUGCUGAAGCAUAUGAAAAAUACCAAAGACAAGAUCCUGAGGCUUCUGAAGAGAAGGCCAAAGACAACUCAGCAGCAGGAGGAGGACCAAGCGCCUCUACUAGUGCUGCUGGUUCUGAAGUCCCCGUCAAUAAUGAUAAUGAAGACGAUGAUGAUGAUGAUGACGACGAGUUGGACUUGGAUGAGUUAAAUGAACUUGAAGCAAGUUUGUCAAAAACAUCCAUUCAGAUACGGGAGCCCGGUAUAGAGACAUCUUGAAGAGGGGGAGAGAGUACUGUUGACAGUUUGCUUGUUGGGGCUGGGGCCGAAAGAGACGAGAUAUCGAGAAAUGAGAGAGGAAAUAAUGUAUUAUUCAUCCUGAGAUGCUGUCUUUAUGCUAAAUUCUUGGUGUUCUGGAUUUGACUUGGUGUUUUAUGCAAGAAAAAAAAAAUCCAAAUUUUGAUUAA
Molecule: messenger RNA, 1483 nt
Organism: Pyrus x bretschneideri (Chinese white pear)
Lineage: Eukaryota; Viridiplantae; Streptophyta; Magnoliopsida; Rosales; Rosaceae
Product: zinc finger CCCH domain-containing protein 11
Exons: 9
Coding region: 195-1295 (366 amino acids)
Biological process (GO): cytoplasmic translation
Cellular component (GO): cytosol
Molecular function (GO): metal ion binding; mRNA binding
Source: RefSeq, a predicted model, not a curated record